This is a messenger RNA of Pistacia vera, 444 nucleotides long. Its product is annotated as putative B3 domain-containing protein At5g66980. The record is from RefSeq and is a predicted model, not a curated record. Gene Ontology annotation, molecular function: DNA binding. The transcript is spliced from 2 exons. NCBI's taxonomy places the organism in Eukaryota, Viridiplantae, Streptophyta, Magnoliopsida, Sapindales, Anacardiaceae. Bases 1 to 444 code for a protein of 147 amino acids.
AUGGAAUAUGCUGACAAUAGGGUAUAUUUUGCAAAUGGUGGGCAACAGUUUGUGAAAGACAAUUCUUUAGUGUUUGGAGAUUUUUUAGUUUUUCAAUACAAUGGUGACAAUGGAUUUAAUGUUAAAAUAUUUGGGAAAUCUGGCUGUGAGAAGAAUGAAACUGGUCCUUAUGUGGGCAUUGAUAUAGAGGAGGAGGAAGAAGUGGAGGAACACGAAAUUACUGAUGUAGGUACUGAUUUUGAUGAUGAUCAUGGUAGUGACAGUGAAUAUAAUGUUGAAGAAGAACAGGAGGAGGAGGAGGAAGAAGAAGCACCAGAAGGAACAGCUACAUUGAAGCAGAGAGGCAAAAGGAUUUGUGAAAAUGAUGGUAAACAUCAAGAGAAGGAUCCAAGAAAAGUGUCGGUGUCAAGGCAAGAACGUCUCAAGAACUUGACAAUAUCUUGA